This is a messenger RNA of Rotaria sp. Silwood2, 834 nucleotides long. The record is from the annotation of a GenBank genome assembly. Lineage: Eukaryota; Metazoa; Rotifera; Eurotatoria; Philodinida; Philodinidae.
AUGGAUAUAUUUAAAAAUCAGAUUUCAUCAUUGGUUAUUGAUAUUGCUAAAGAUGAAAAACAUAAUACAAGAAACGAUGUGCUUGAAUUAAUAUUUACACGUAUCUUUUCUAUGUUCACCAAUUUACAAUGUUUAAAUUUUGGUCCGUCUUUUAGUUGUUGUCAAGUAUUAUCAUUUGAUAUUUCAUGUUCAACUAUAUUUUCUUCAACUCUACUGGAAUUACAUAUCAAUUUGAGAGGUAUUCUCGAUUGUCUUUAUUUACUUGAUGGACAUUUUAAUCAACUUCAUACACUUCAUGUCAAUAUUUAUUACAUAAACUCUUCGAAUUGGUUAUCAAUGUAUAAUAAAGGUAAGCUACCUAACCUAAGAUGUUUUUCGUUGCACAGUAAGAUGGAAACUAAUAUUUAUGAUGAAAUUAUUGUAUCAUUUUUACAUCGAAUGUCCAAUUUAGAAAAACUUGAUUUGCAUCUUGUUGUUUGUAGAAAAACAUUUAUUGAUGGUAAUGAGUUGAAGAGAAAUAUUAACAAUUAUACGACACGAUUAAAGAAAUUUGCAUUUAAUAUUUACUCAAAUAUUCGUGAUUAUGAUGCACUUGAUUUAACAUCAAAUGAAGAUAUUCAACAUACAUUUAGAGCUUUUAAAGAUUAUCAAAUAAUUUCUACUGUUGAUUAUUUUCCGAAAGAAAAAAGAGGUCAAUGUCAUAUUUAUUCAUAUCCAUAUAAUUUAAAACAUUACAAGAAUAUAACAAAUAAUUUUCCGGGUGGAUUAUUCGAAUAUGUCUCUGAAAUAUCAUUAUUUGAUGAACAUCCUUUUGAACAUGAAUUUUUUCGUUGA